AUGGUGGAUCUGGCAGGUAUGCGAUAAAAAAAGAUUAAGGUUCGAUGUUGACGACACUAGAAUCUACUUCUUAUGCAGCUUCUUACACGUUUUACUUUUGUUGUACGAAGAGGUUUUUAGUACAUGGAAGGAUUUCUCUUGGUGUAGUUUUCAAAUCCAUUUCCUUUUCUCAGGUAGUGAACGUCAAUCAAAAACUGGUGCAACCGGUGACCGAUUAAAGGAAGCGACUAAAAUCAAUCUGAGUUUGUCUGCGUUGGGAAACGUGAUUAGUUCGCUGGUUGACGGGCAUUCGAGUCAUAUCCCAUACCGAGACUCAAAACUGACGAGACUGCUGCAGGAUUCUUUAGGUACCUCCUAGUUCUUUGUACACUGCCUUGAUAUGUAAUUUGUGACUAUCCUACAGGUACAGCUCUUCUAGUCUGGGGCUCUGAGUUUGCGUGUCUUCACGACCUUGGCUACGUGGUCCACCUCUGUCGGGAACCUUGUAAUCAAAUACCCACAUCUACUACCAAAAAUCAAGGUGGUAACACAAAAACGAUGAUGGUUGCGAAUUGUGGUCCUGCUGACUACAACUAUGAAGAGACGCUCUCAACCCUUCGUUACGCUUAUCGGGCGAAGAGCAUCAAGAACAAGCCGAAAAUCAACGAAGACCCGAAGGAUGCGAUGAUUAAGGCUCUUUGUGCGAAGUGUUGGAAUAAAUUUCUUUCACUUCAGUACUUACUAGACGUCCAAUGAUGUAGUGAUUAAAACCUAAUCCAGGACGAGGAGGACGAGCAUAAAUACGCAGUAGAUUGAGUAAAAGAAUCUCGAUCACCUACUCACCUAUACAACACUUGAGAGUCCUACCUCCAUUUCAUCCCACUCCUACUGCACUGUCUAACACCCUCCGUGAGUUUCAGGAUGAAAUUAAGAAAUUGAAGGAGAUGCUGAUGGCGAACUCUGCCCAAGUACAACAGCAGAUGGCGUCAGGAAAUAUAGGGCCAGGAGGCGUAGUAACGAUCGAAAAGGAGGUGGUCAAAGAGGUUGUGAAAGAGGUAUUGAUGAUACAAAUUUUAAACAGUUGGACUUCUUCCUUUUUAUGAAUGUAAUUUUGUUUCCUGUUAGACGUGCUCCACCGGUAUUAAACACAACUUUGCAAACCCGUCUAAGAACGAGGACUGGGUAGAUCAUCAUCAUCGUCAUGCUUCAGCUUCAUCCUGUUUGCAUAAUGAAUAACUUGGCAAAUCAAUGGGAAACCAGUUGCAUUUUUUACAUUUCCUUCAAGUUCAAUCUAUGAUCAUCAUCUUCACCAUCUCCACCGUCUCAUGAUACUACAUCCAUACAUGUUAUACUAGGUAAACAACGAGAACCUGGAAGCGAUCGAGGAGCAACUAAGGAUAGAUAAUGAGCGAGCACGCGACCAGAUGGACGCGGAGAAACGGGCUGUGGCGGAAGCCAGAGAAAUGGCAGAAGCUGAGAGGAAACAGGUCUUGACCGAGCUCCAACAAAAAGAAGAUGCAGUCCGAAAAGCCCAGAAAGUUAGGGCUCCCGCUAAUCCAUAGAGUACUGUGUGGCUGGUGGAUCGAUCCCUUAGAAGUAUCUGCUUAAAAAGCUUAGAGGAAUACGACAGAACGAGCCUCCUCUAUUCUUCACUGAUAGCAUUAAGGGCGGGACAACCACAUGCAUACUGUACAGGGAUCAUGGAUUGGCGGUGGCUCUAAGGAAGACCAAGAGGUGAUGCUGCAGAAACUGAAAUUCAUGGGAGACAAAAUGCUUCAGGGACACGCCGUCAUCGAAAAAGCCAUGGUGCAGGAGAAGGAACUGCGAAGGGCGAAACAAGAAGAAACAGAAAGAAGAGAGGCAGAAUUAAGGGCGAGAGAAGCAGCACAGGCGGAAUUAGAAGCGAAGGAGAUUCUCCAACAGCAGUACGACUCCCAGGAAGAACAGGCGAAUAAGUUGACGAAAAAAUUGGAAACCCUCUGGCAGAAAUACCAGAAAACUAGACAUUAAGGUGGCUUCUACCGUUGGUUGUCGUUCUUCCUGUUGGAGGUUGAUUGUUCUUCCUGCCUCAACACCAUGACCAUCCCUGAUGGCUAGCAUCUUUUUCAAAUGGAAAAAGAAACCAGCAGGUAGGAUGCUGCAACAAGGGAUGCAAACACAGUAAGUAGUUCUAAAGCCGGGAAAUCGAAGAUGUCACACACGAGUUCCAAAAUGACAAAGAGGAUAUGAUGAACACUGUUCGGCAGCUCUAUAAAGAGUUGGAAUACAAGAAAUUGGUGCUAGAAAACUUCGUCCCCCAUGAAGAACAACAGCGCGUCGCAGAUAACUGUGUCUGGCGAGAAGACGACGACGAAUGGGUCAUGGGCGCAGACGACCAUGGCGAAGAUGUCAAGAGGAGGAUAUUGGCAGAAAUGUUAUGCUCGGCCUUGGAGAUCCACUUACUUGUGAUUUUGAUUCAUCUGUGUUCUUCAUCUCCUCGUCUAUUCGUUGUAUGAAUAGGAAUAGGAGUAGGACGAUCGAUGAAUAGUCCUCUGUUAUCAAUCAAUCGUCAGAAAGAUACAGCGUUUUUUAUUGGUCCAAUCCUAAUCGUAAUAUGAUAGGUCUAUAGAUUCGUUGAUAGUCUUACUAUUACCUCGUUUGGGGCACUGGCUGCUAAGCUUUGCCUGCAUUGCAAGGGUCACCGUGAUCAUCUAACCACUUACUGGAAUUUGAUUCUGUGUUCUGCACAAUUUCAUUCACAUUCAUCCUCUUUUUCAUCUAGUAGUUCAUCAUGAUUCUUGUGCUUGACAAGGUAUCUAUAUUAGGUGCAAGUAGUCACUAAAGAGCAUCCUCACACACGACUUGCUCUAACACUCCGACGACCCGAUAGUUGUGUUGGCGCUCCCAGACCUCUGUGCGAGUACGCGCUUCUCAAGAUGGCAGAUAGCGAUCCCCGCUUUCGACAUGACAACCUACUCUUAACCGACCUAGAGAUGCCAGAGCGACAAACCUGUGACUACGACGACGUGAGCCCAUCUCAUGACCCUAAGGUCGAGAAGUUUUUGACUUUGGCCUUUGCAGAUGAAGAUUUUGAGGCAGUGACCACAUUUGGAGGCGACCAGAUAGGGUCUAGUGGGGAGGUGCAAGGGUUUAAGGGAGAUAAUCAACAAUUUCCACAACAGUUUCCACAGGCGAGGGGAUUAGUUGCAUCUCGGGGGUGAGCAAGAGUGGCGUCUAGGGGGUCUAGACAAACUGCUUAGUUGUAAGUAAUACUUCUAGGGGUGGGUUCAACGUUUCCAAUUCCAUUUGACGAGUUCAUGUUAAUGUUUUCCAAUUUCCAUUACUGUAUUUGAUGAGAACCACCUAUUUGGUGAUUGCUUAUGAGUUCUUUUGUCCACAAAUUUUUGUGCUGGCUUCAACCGAUAUUAAUACCAAUGGUUUGACUCAGAUAGAGAGAGUGACCUCAAAUGAGUACUUUUUGGGGAUCUUUGUGAUUUUGUUUUUGCGCAUCUUCUCCACAUAGAAGUAGACCAC
Molecule: messenger RNA, 3492 nt
Organism: Amoebophrya sp. A25
Lineage: Eukaryota; Dinophyceae; Syndiniales; Amoebophryaceae
Source: the annotation of a GenBank genome assembly